Zasmidium cellare ATCC 36951 is the source of this 1479-nucleotide messenger RNA. RefSeq lists its product as uncharacterized. Gene Ontology annotation, molecular function: succinate-semialdehyde dehydrogenase (NAD+) activity. The record is from RefSeq and is a predicted model, not a curated record. The coding region runs from base 1 to 1479 and encodes 492 amino acids. Lineage: Eukaryota; Fungi; Ascomycota; Dothideomycetes; Mycosphaerellales; Mycosphaerellaceae. The transcript has 4 exons.
AUGGCUCAAACGAACGGCAGCAACGGAGUGAGUACCAGCUUUAAAGGCAGCCCAGACUGGACAAUUCCCCUGUGGCGUAAUGGCGAACAAGUCAAGACUGCUGCGUCCUUCGACAUUGUCUCUCCGUUAACCGAAAAGGUGCUGUACAAGUCCUUUGGCGCGUCCACAGAAGAUGCCACGGCAGCCAUAGCAGCCGCCGAGCAAGCACUGCCAGCCUGGAGCAAAACAAAACCUGGAUUCCGUCGAGACCUCUUUCUUAGAGCCGCAGACGAGUUGGCUCGUAGGAAAGGUGACCUCUGGCACUUUUGCAGCACAGAAACAGGGUCUACGGAACCGUACUUUGACUUUGAUUUCAACGAUGCUCUGGAGUCACUGAAAAGCUGCGCUGGGCUCAUCGCCUCUGCCAGCAUCCAAGGACAAGUGCCCUCGAUGUUGGAUGAAGACAGGAGUGCUAUGGUGAUCAAGGAGCCAUACGGCGUGGUCGUCAGUAUUGCGCCUUGGAAUGCGCCCUGUAUUCUGGGUUUGAGGUCCUUCCUCGGCCCUCUCGCGAUGGGCAACACCGUUGUAUUGAAAGGACCCGAGAAGGCCCCAGGUUGCUAUUGGACCUUGGCAGAUAUCUUCCACAUGGCAGGUCUGCCAGCGGGUUGUCUCAACACAAUCAUCCAUCGCCCCGAAGAUGGGCCACGAAUCACGGAGACGCUCAUCUCUUCGCCUAUUGUUCGCAAGAUCAAUUUCACCGGGAGCACGGCUGUUGGGUCUAUCAUCGCUGGUCUCGCCGGCAAGCACUUGAAGCCCGUUCUUAUGGAACUGGGUGGCAAAGCUCCAGCCAUUGUCUGCGAGGAUGCGGAUCUUCAGAACGCCGCCCUCCAGUGCACGUUAGGUGCCUUCCUCUACUCUGGACAGAUCUGCAUGGCAACAGAGAGGAUUCUGGUCAACGCCAAGGUCGCAGACAAGUUCCGCGAAGUUCUCUCCGGCACGAUCGAUGCAGUGUUCCCUGAUAAGAAUGGCCUCGUGCUCGUCGACAAAGCGCCCGUCUCGAAGAAUGCCAAACUCCUGCAGGACGCUGUCAGUAAAGGAGCCAAGGCCAUCUACGGAGACCCGUCUGACAAACGCGAGCUGGCAACGGCCAUGCGUCCUGUCAUCAUCGAGGGCGUCAAGGAAGGCAUGGAUCUGUACUACACGGAAUCGUUCGGCCCAACUGUCUCCCUCAUGGUCGUGGAAAGCGACGAUGAAGCUAUCAAGAUUGCAAACGACACAGACUACGGCCUAGCAUCUGCAGUCUUCACCGAGAACCUGCAGCGCGGGUUCCGAAUUGCUAGGCAGAUCGAGACAGGUGCCGUUCACAUCAACUCGAUGAGCGUGCAUGACGAGACAAAUUUGCCGCAUGGUGGAGCUAAGAAGAGUGGAUGGGGUAGGUUCAACGGAGAAGAAGGCCUGAAGGAGUGGGUGAGGCUCAAGACGAUUACUUGGAAGAACUGA